CUGUGUCUUCAUCGGUCAUGGUCAGAGCAAUGUUUGUCUUUAAUAAUUUUUCUAUUUUCUCGGCAACGUCAGUGAUAUUUUGUAUAAAAUGUUUUGCCACGUCUUGCCUGCUUUCACUACCUCGGGUUCUAACUGGUUUAAAUUUUGUUAACAACUCUAUUGGAACUUUUUCAGACGCCUUAACUAAAAAUCCGUAACUCAUUGGACGGUGUUUUUGUAUUAUUGUUGUAUUACCCCCCUUUUCCUCUUCGGUCUUUACAAGCAGAGCCUUGAAAUCGGCAUAUAUAACUAUGGGAUGUCUCUGCGCGUUUUGCCAUGCGGUGAAUUGUAGCACAUCUCCCUCUUUUGGCAUUUUAGGUCGUAUGGGUUUAUGUGGCCCGCAUAUUAGCCUGUGAUGUUCAAGCGCCACCUGCCCGCUUAACUUAUACUUUAAAUUCUGUCUGUCGAACGAUGUAAAGCAACGUUUACAGAAUAUAACUUGACCUGCAUGACUAGUUUUUUGCGAACGGAGUAAUCUCGAAAAAUUUGAGAUGUAAGUAUAAUGUGUAUUAUCACCAUCCGUCACUAAUAAUAAGUCAAAGUGAUCCCGUUUUUCAUCAUCUACGACUUUGAGUGGGAAAAUCUCAUAUGAAGGAUACUUUUUCGGUGGCUGUAAUCGUUUUUCAAGUCCGUAAACAUUUACAGAAACGUUCUGAUUAUUUUUUUCAAACUUGGUAAUAUCUGACAGCGGUGUCGGGAAUGAAAUUCCGUUAAAAAUAUAUUUGCCCUCAUGCUCCGUAUAAUUUUCAUUGACACGACAUUUAUUCUGUCCAGCAACGUGCUUUGCCAAUACAGCCCAUUUAAAGCACUGUUGGUCAAUGAAUGAAAAAAAAAUAGAAAGUUAGGAUUAAUUUUUUAUAAAAUAAUAUACAAAUACUUAAAGGAACAUAUUAGCAUAUAUUGGCGUAAUUAACAUGGUGAUGGAAUAAGAAAUAUAUUAAUCUAACUUAUUUAAAAUAUAAUUAACAUGGUAAUGGGAAAAUAAAAUAUAGUACACAUCACUAUUUUAUCAUAUAUAUAUAUUGCACGAAAAAAAAAAAAUAUAUUGUAAUAGAUUUUAAGAAUUCAUGUUAUAUUAAAAGAUUAUUACACAUAUUAUAUUAACACUAAGAUAAGAUUAUUGAUGUAAACAAAAACACAAAAAAGAAUAUAUUGUUAAUCACAUAAGAUACUAACCUAGAUAAUAAGCAAAAUAUAUACUGUAAUAUUGUGGAUUAUAAUCUGUAUUUUGUCAAUAAUAAUUAAUAUGGUGGAAUGUAUCAUAUAAUUAUAAUGAUGUAUUUAAUGUAAAACAUAACAUGUAAACAUGUAAUAAUUGAAUGUAAUGUAAUAAUUGAUAUAUGUAAAAUUUGUAAUCAUAGGAAAGUGCUUGAACUAAUGGAGGAAGUUUGAGUUAAUUUUUCUCAUUUUAGACGAUAAAAAUCAACUUUUAAAGGGGGAGAUGUAGUAAGCAAGUUACUACUUAACAAUAAAACAGAUUCCACAGGUACAUAAUUAUACUAUACUAUAAUUUAGCUAUACUGUAAUUCGGCAUAAAUCGGAUAUUAGAAACGGAAAUAGGUGUUCCUACUGUUUAAUAAAUAAUAUUACAUUAUUAUUGUUUAAUAAAAUGUAUAUAAAUCGGAUAUUGGAAACGGAUAUUAGAAACUCACUGAAUAAUAUAAUUACUCGGGAAGCCCUGUAUACGACAAUGUUCAAAUAUAAAAAUAUAAAAUAGUAGAAUGAUUAUUAUAUAUUAUUAUUAUUAUUAUUAUUAUAUUUCAAUUGAAUCAUAAAAUGCGUGGGCUGGAACGAUGGUCACACAAAUCACAUCCGUGAGCCGAGAUACAGUAUCUAUAGGCAAGGGGUACGGGGAACUUCAUAUAAAAGGGAGCCCGAAUCAGCCUGUUUUCAGACGUGUACUACCACCCAUUAGUGCAAGCACCUUCACGCCACUGUGUACAACAUUAUUUUGGACUUAGAAAAUUAUCGAACAAUAUAAUAAAAUUCACUAUAAGUAGUAUGAUUUGGGGAGUUCUGACCGCUGACCCUUCUGACCCUUCCGACCCGCUGACCCGCUAACCCUUCCGACCCCUCUGACCCUUCUGACCCCUCUGACCAUCGCGUACGUAUAUUAUAUUUACCUUUGAAAAAAAACGACAAAAAAACAUUUCGCUGGACCGGGGAUCGAAUCCGUGUCCUAUCGCUUACCAGACGAUUACAUUACCAUACCACCUACACUUACGAUCAUAUUAUCUUACCCCAGUUAACACAAGCAUAACCUUUAACAAUUAUAUUAUAUUUAUUUUAAAAGCAAAAUAUAAAAUCUAUUUAAAAAAAUUUGUUUUUUUGAAUUCUCUAGCGCAUGCGCAUCAUAAAAUGUCUGACCAUUUGAACUAGCGCAUGCGUACUGUAAAAUCCCCUUCUUAUUAAACUUCUAGAGACACCUGACGACUCCGGCAGUCAUUCAGUCCGUCUACUCCCUUAAACCGUUGUACACGUAUAUUUUCAAUCGCUCUGAAAAAUUGUUGUGAGUUUAAGUGUUAAAAAUGGCUGGAUAAAUCAAAGUCAACGCUGAGUUAUAUAAAAAGAAGACGUUUACUUAUGUGCCACCUACACCGCCUGCGGAUCUCAUCGACUGCAGUAAUUUUAUGCUUUACUUCACCGACCGUAAGUUUUUGAAUGUAGGACUUGAUCCUACGGACGAAAUCAACACCGUAGGGCAAAUAAUCACACCAUCGCGGUAUAUUACUAUGCCAGCCGACUUUCUAAGACGUAUAUUUUCCCUGAUGGGGAAUAUAUUAUCGUUUAUUUUGGAUCAACCGCAAAAAUAUAUGCGAAAUUUAUUUUUGGAAACCGAAAUUAUUUCGCUGUCUAGUAUGGUGUAUCGAGGGGAAAAUAUGCUUGUCAUUGAAUCAAAAACACAAGUUGGAUGUCGGGUAUUGCUAAAUAGGAUGGAUUUAAUGAAAUUGCAAUAUUUAGAAUGGUGUAUUAUCGAAACAGUCGUUCGAAAGUCAACCAUCAUACGACCACUUGUCUUAAAACAGUUUGUGAUUAUGGGUAAUUAUUUGGACCAGGAAUUUACCAAAGUUGAUUCACCACCAAAGACACCCGAAGAAAUGAUCGUUUUUAUCAAAAAUUUAAGUGAUGAUAAAAUUAUUGGAUCCACUCCUAAAGAACACAUGAAUUUCAUCAGUCAGCUCAAAAUACUUGCAACUACUCAAUUAGCUGAACAAUGGGCACAGCGAUGGGGCGGGGAAAUGUCAUCCGAGUUGUUCGCUGAAUCCGAGGUUAGUCUCAUUUCACCCCCGAGAUAUUCAAGUAUGGGUCCAUUGCACGAAGACCUUUCAGAAGCAAGGGUAGCUGACGAGGAAUGUGAUAUCGAUAAAUUUUUAACGCAAAUCAACCCUACACAGGCGACAUGGGCACCAGCUCGGAAAACAAAACCAUCGCCUAUUGAUGAUCCUGACAGUCCACCGACGACGAACAUAGACACUCUUCCCACAUCGUUUGAAUCUGACGAUUUGGCGCAUUACGCUCCAUGGUAUUCAAAACCCAGAUAUAUACCUACGUCAGCGAGCUUACCAGUUGAUGAGAACGAUGGUCCAUCAUCGUUCAACGUUUCGAUUCAAUCACCUACACCAUCGGUAUCUUUUUUUUGACAAGCCCGCGAAAAAAAUAAAUUAUCGGAUUGCAAAACGAAAACUGUUUGAUUAAUAUUGUUUAAUAAUUUUGUGGAAAAUAAAAAACAAGCGUGAUAUUUAAAAUCAAGUUUUUUUAUUUAUUAGAAAAUAAGGUAAUAAUUACAAGGUAUAUAUAAAAAAAAAAAAAAUUACAAGAUAUGAAAAUAAUUACAAGGUAUUUACAAUUUUCUAACAUCGCCGCUAAACGGAUUAUAAGUUAUAAUCUGAUCAUGUAGUAUUAAACAAUAGGCUGCAGUCUUUUCUGGAAUAACUGUACCCAUUUCAAAUUCAAUUCGUAGGUCUACGGUCGAUUUGACGUUGUCGUUCUGGUGUGACAAAUCAACAACGAUGAUUGGAACAUAAUUUUGGAAAAUAUGUUUUGAUAAUAAUGGUUCGCUGUAGUCUCUCUCAUAAUACGAUUUUUGAAAGUCUGUAUAGGCCUUAUACAAUAUACUAGUUGUAUUAUUUUUAAAAUCAGCGUGAAAUUCAUAUGGGAACCCUUCAGAAUUUAAGUG
Metopolophium dirhodum (rose-grain aphid) is the source of this 4216-nucleotide messenger RNA. RefSeq lists its product as uncharacterized. The record is from RefSeq and is a predicted model, not a curated record. The transcript is spliced from 4 exons. NCBI's taxonomy places the organism in Eukaryota, Metazoa, Arthropoda, Insecta, Hemiptera, Aphididae. Bases 2670 to 3680 code for a protein of 336 amino acids.